AUGGCAAUUGAGCUGAUGAGUGAUCCUCUGCUGCCAUCUACUGGUUAUAAUGGAUUCUUAGUGAAAGGUCCCUCUGGUCCUCUGGUUGCUGCUCUGGGAUCUUCAGUGGUUUUGCCCUGUUACGUUGAUGAACCCUUACCAAUGAAAGAUCUGGAGGUGGAAUGGAGGAGAACAGACUCAGCAAUUCUGGUUCAUCUGUAUGAAGAUGGUGAGAGUCGACCAGAGUCCCAGCAGCAGGAUUAUCAUGAUAGAGCUCAUUUCUUUACUGAUCAGAUUCAACAUGGAAACUUCUCCCUCCGUCUGGACAAUCUGAGAGCUGAAGACGAGGGACGAUACACAUGUAGAGUUUACAGUCAGCAGGAUUCUUCAGAAACUGUGGUUCAAAUGAAAGUUGACCGUUUGUUAGUAUCAGGAUCAGAUGAGUCCGUAUCUGCGUCUGUGGGUGAGGACGUCACUCUGAACUGCUCUGUAGACUCUCACAUCACACCUGAACACAAUGAAGAGGUUUUAUGGAAGAAAACUGAUGAAGAUAUUCUGGUUCUGCUCUACCAAAACAAUAAGACUUUAACAGAUUCAUCAGAUGAGCGAUAUAGAGACAGAGUUGAGUUCUUCACUGCUGAAAUCCCCAAAGGAAACUUCUCUCUCAGACUGAAGAGUGUCAGAACUGAGGAUAAAGGAGUUUACAUGUGUCAAGUGUUUGCUGGAGGACUUUCAGCCAACGCAACUGCAGUACUGGGCCGAAUGGGUGAGUCUUAA
Molecule: messenger RNA, 756 nt
Organism: Labeo rohita (rohu)
Lineage: Eukaryota; Metazoa; Chordata; Actinopteri; Cypriniformes; Cyprinidae
Product: butyrophilin-like protein 2
Exons: 3
Coding region: 1-756 (251 amino acids)
Biological process (GO): cell surface receptor signaling pathway; cellular response to lipopolysaccharide; T cell costimulation
Cellular component (GO): external side of plasma membrane
Source: RefSeq, a predicted model, not a curated record